AUGUCCACCACCAGUUCGCUGACCUCACCGACUUCAUCAGCCUCAUCAACCUCAACCACUGGAAACACCAAUUCACCAUCACCCACUACUCACAGUGCUUCAUCCACAGUCACAUCCUACGGUGUCAUCACCGACAUCGGUGGCUCACUAGCUACGGUCACACUGGUCACUACUGUGCAAGGGACAGUGCCCACAGAUAAAGCUUCCACAUACCAGACAAAGUCGCCCUCGAGCAAUCAUCCGGCGCUGAUAGUAGGGUUGGCAGUCGGCAUCCCAGUCGGGCUGUUGGCUUGUGCUUUGCUGGCAUAUGUUAUCUGGCGUCAACGCAAGUCCAAGGGACAGGAGUACACAUCGCCUCCACGAUCAGACGACACAGACGAUGCCAUGAAGGACAGAUUCGGCUACCAAGUAGGCCACGUAGCACCAGAUGGAAGGGCACCGGAAAUUGACUCAUACCCUGUGGCUAUGAGCCGGUCCAGAAGUAACCGGAAGAGCGAGCUGGAGGGCUCAACACACAGUCCAGCGAUCUCUGUCGGAAGUGCGACACAUCUACCCGGCUAUAGUCCAAUGAGUCCAGGUCUACGCUCUGUCAACGAGGAGCCGGCUGAGUUGUGGGGUGGACCGACCGUGACGCAGAUUCAAGAGGAGGAGCCGAAGAUAUCAUGA
Recurvomyces mirabilis is the source of this 666-nucleotide messenger RNA. RefSeq lists its product as uncharacterized. Bases 1 to 666 code for a protein of 221 amino acids. NCBI's taxonomy places the organism in Eukaryota, Fungi, Ascomycota, Dothideomycetes, Mycosphaerellales, Teratosphaeriaceae. The record is from RefSeq and is a predicted model, not a curated record. The transcript has 2 exons.